GACGGGGGCAAUGUCAGAUAUAUUCGAAAACGAGACAGAAAACAGUCUACGAAAACUCGUACUUCACUCUACCGGUUUAGAAUUGCACCAAGAAGAAGGUCUGCCAACAAAAAUCUGCCACAAAUGCCGCUACGUGGUUGAGCUUAGCUGCGACUUCCGUAACAUGGUCACUAAGGCACAUUCACUGCUUACAGAGAGCAAUAAAAGUGAAAUUGAUGAGGCACUACAAGACUCCCAAAUUCAUGAAACAGGAGACCAUGCUAUUGAACAUACCAAAAAUGGUAAAACGUCAAUUGUUUGGAAUAAUAAUGUUAACAAUAAAAACAAUGUGAUUGAACAACAUCAUGGAAAUAAAUUUAAAAUAGACAUGGAAAAUGAAAAGGCUAUUUGUCCAGAUACUACAGAAAGAGUAAGAAAAGUGCCUCCUAAGCACUUAACUUGUCAAAUCUGUUUAACCUCAUUCGAGACUACAGAGGAUGUUAAACUUCAUGUCGAAGAGCACUAUGCAGAUUCAUACUUAACUCCUUAUUGGAAGCUGGAGCGUCCUUUCGAGUGCGAGGAGUGCAAAAAGGGCCCAAUGAGCAAGACAGAGGUGGUGAAACACCACAGGCGACAUCUUGACGUCAAUCCUUACGUCUGCCGACAUCCUGGGUGCAAUUUUAUUGGGAAGGAUCAGGCGUCGUUUCGCCACCACGCCGUGAAACACGGCGCGCGGUCGCAAGUGUGCGAGGUGUGCGGCGCCGCGUUCCGGCGGCGCUGGGAGCUGCGGCAGCACCAGGCGCGCGCGCACCUGGCCGCGCCGCGCCGCUGCCGCGUGUGCCGCCGCGCCUUCCGGAACCACCUCACGUACAACGCACAUGCGCUAACGCAUGUCCGGCCUCCACAGUACAAAUGUGAGUGGACGGGCUGCCCUAAGGCGUACCGGUCGCGCACAGCACUAGCAGCGCACGCGCGUGCGCAUGCCGGCGAGCGCGUCUUCAAGUGCGGCCUCUGCGUCGCCGCUUAUACCUCGCAGUCGCUGCUUAACAGACACCUGCGCAUGCACGACCGCGCGCGCAAGUCGAAGUGCGACAAGUGCGCAGCGACCUUCGACGAUUACGGCGCCUUCUACAGACACCGGGUCGCGGAACACGGCCCGUGGCAGCCCUACCGAUGCGCGGGGUGCAACCAGGGAUACCAAAGCGAAUCAAAGCUAAACAAGCACAUGCAGCUGUGUGAGCUGGCAAUACGCAUUCAAGCCAGCACGGAAGACAAGACUAAAGGGUUACCCUCUCCAAAUGAUACAAAGACUGAAGAGUUGCCUAAAGAGAACAAAACCGAGGCUGAACAGUUUCAUAUGUCAUCUAUGCAGGAAAUAAUCGGAAGUGACAAGAAGAUUCUGCAAGUGAACACAGAACUACCGCAGGGACAGUCGCUGUUAGUGCAGCCGGGGAACGUUAACGAUCUUAACAAGGAUUGUUUAGUAUUACAAGAACUGCCACCCGAAGGGCUGUUGUACAUUGAAGUAGAUCCAGACAGCGAAGACGAAACCAUGGAUCAAUCUUGGCAAUAACUCGUUCAACCGCUCUUCAGAAAAAAAGAGUAAAGCAUGUGGGCCAAGCUCCUAGAUUUGUUAAAACUUUCCAAUAAUGUCAGUACGGAGUGAUAAAAAAACCGACCUCAAAUUAGUGGAAUUUCAUGUGUCAAGUUUAAUUAAAAUCGGUUACCGGAUCCCCUAGUUUGCCACCCUUAGAGGUGGAAUAUUUUCUUCAAAUUUAAAUGGAACCAAUACUAAGGUAAUCUCUUUCCAAUAAAUCGGUUCGACAACCUCCUCAUUUUUUUGAAGUCGCUUAAAAAAUAUUGUUACCUUUAUUGACGCCGCGUUGCUGUGUACAACUGACAAACAAUGGGUUAGUGUUAUUUAGCAAAUUGUCAUUUAUUGUUAUGAAAGAGAAACUUGAAACUGGACAUUGCUUUGAAGAAAUAAAUCAUGACCUUCAUGUAUGUAUCUUCAUGUGAUAUUAACUAGGGAGGAAUGCAUAUGUAGUGGUACUAUUUGUGUGUUUACAGAAGAAUUUACAAUUCAAUUCAUUUCCAAUAGAAUUCACUUACAUAAUGCAGUUCCUGUUAUAGCUCUCGCUAAUAUCACUAUUGUCUUUUACCAUUCAACUAUAAACUUAUAAAUAUUUCAUUUUGAAGA
Molecule: messenger RNA, 2179 nt
Organism: Hyposmocoma kahamanoa
Lineage: Eukaryota; Metazoa; Arthropoda; Insecta; Lepidoptera; Cosmopterigidae
Product: zinc finger protein 888-like
Exons: 11
Coding region: 11-1552 (513 amino acids)
Cellular component (GO): nucleus
Molecular function (GO): zinc ion binding
Source: RefSeq, a predicted model, not a curated record